Messenger RNA from Desarmillaria tabescens, 1181 nucleotides. RefSeq lists its product as uncharacterized. Lineage: Eukaryota; Fungi; Basidiomycota; Agaricomycetes; Agaricales; Physalacriaceae. The record is from RefSeq and is a predicted model, not a curated record. Bases 39 to 1115 code for a protein of 358 amino acids. Gene Ontology annotation, cellular component: proteasome regulatory particle, base subcomplex; nucleus; cytosol. The transcript has 4 exons. Gene Ontology annotation, molecular function: polyubiquitin modification-dependent protein binding. Gene Ontology annotation, biological process: proteasome-mediated ubiquitin-dependent protein catabolic process.
CCUUAGCUUUCUACUACCACCAGCACCGUUCGUCCAAAAUGCCGCUGGAAGCAACGAUGAUGAUUAUCGACAAUUCAGAGUACAUGCGCAAUGGCGACUAUACUCCUACUCGUUUCGAUGCCCAGGCCGACGCUGUCAACACGGUCUUCCAGACAAAGAUUGACUCAAAUCCAGAAAAUACGGUCGGUGUCAUGACUAUGGCUGGGAAGGGUCCUGAAGUACUUGUAACCCACAGCAAGGACCUUGGUCAGAUCCUUCAAGCAAUUCACACCACCUCGUCCAAAAUUGGAGGCUCAAUAGACAUACCCACUGCUAUCGCAAUUGCUCAACUUGCAUUGAAACACAGAGAGAACAAGAAUCUCCGACAGCGCAUCGUCGUCUUUGUAGGAUCACCACUGGAGGGCCAGGCUGCAGAUGAAAAGGCCAUGAUCAAGCUCGCCAAGAAGCUGAAGAAGAACAAUGUCGCUCUUGAUGUCGUAUCUUUCGGUGACGGUAUCGAGGAGCCAGGUGAAGAAGGAAAGACGGUCCUUAGGUCAUUCGUCGAAAAUACCAGUAGUGGUGACAACUCACAUAUCGUUACGGUCGCUCCAGGGACACGUCUCAUUUCCGAUGCUCUCAUUUCGUCGCCCAUUCUUUCUGCGGACCGCAUGAGCAGCAUACCUGACGAACUCAUGGAAGGCGCAGAUGUACCUGCAGCAUCAGGCUCAGGUGCUGCUAACGACUUUGAAUUUGGUGUCGACCCUAGUCUGGAUCCUGAGCUAGCAAUGGCGCUUCGCAUGUCGAUGCAGGAAGCUCAGGCACGGGAGGCAGCGGAAGCAGCGGCAUCUUCUACCUCUACAUCGCAAUCUCACGUCGACUCUUCAACAACGCAAGCUUCCACUACCCUUCCCACAUCAGUCCCAGCGGAACCCACUGAUAGCGAAGAAGAAGCUUUGUUACAGCAAGCCAUCGCUCUGUCUCGGGGAGAUCAUGACGUCGAGAUGGAUACGGCUCAUCAUGAAGGUGAUGUCCCUAUGGAUGAGGAUGAGGAUGAAGAGGCUGCUAUAGCUAGAGCAAUUGCCAUGAGUAUGCAACAGCCUCAGCCGCCACAGAAAGACGAGCAGGCCAAGAAAUGAUUGUACCACCCAUACAGAAGAGUAAUCCAUUUCUGUUCUUACUUUAGUCGGAUACGAGGUGUUGUG